This is a messenger RNA of Synchytrium microbalum, 471 nucleotides long. RefSeq lists its product as uncharacterized. Gene Ontology annotation, biological process: diadenosine pentaphosphate catabolic process; diadenosine hexaphosphate catabolic process; adenosine 5'-(hexahydrogen pentaphosphate) catabolic process. Gene Ontology annotation, cellular component: nucleus; cytoplasm. The record is from RefSeq and is a predicted model, not a curated record. Bases 1 to 471 code for a protein of 156 amino acids. Gene Ontology annotation, molecular function: bis(5'-adenosyl)-pentaphosphatase activity; endopolyphosphatase activity; bis(5'-adenosyl)-hexaphosphatase activity. Lineage: Eukaryota; Fungi; Chytridiomycota; Chytridiomycetes; Synchytriales; Synchytriaceae. The transcript has 4 exons.
AUGGUCAUGGAUGACGUGGCGAGGACGGGACGGGACAAGCAAAUCUAUACAUCGGAUGGCGCUAGAGAAGUUGUUGGAGUGGUUGCAAUCAUCAAGGAAUCCAAGCAAAUAGUGCUUGUAUCAUCUCGCAAGCAUGAGAAGUACGUUCUUCCCAAAGGCGGGGCAGAAAACGAUGAAACGUUUGAAGAGUCUGCUAUUCGCGAGUGUUGGGAGGAAGCUGGCUGCUCCAAGGGCACCAUUACCAAGUUUCUGGCUUCAUAUGGACCUGAUGAUGAAGUUACGUUGCUAGCUAAGCGGAAAUCGAAGACGAGAUUCACCUUUUUCGAGAUGGAUGUCACGUCUUUGGAAGACAAGUGGCCUGAAUGCAAAGAAAGGACUAGAAAACUAGCUUCAUAUGACGAAGCUUUGGAAAUUUUGAAGGAUCCGGUCUUCCUUGCAGCUCUGAACCUCUGUUCCCUGGCUCCCACAUGA